Molecule: messenger RNA, 1104 nt
Organism: Diospyros lotus (date-plum)
Lineage: Eukaryota; Viridiplantae; Streptophyta; Magnoliopsida; Ericales; Ebenaceae
Product: transcription factor MYB1R1-like
Exons: 3
Coding region: 65-931 (288 amino acids)
Biological process (GO): response to ethylene; response to auxin; response to gibberellin
Molecular function (GO): DNA binding
Source: RefSeq, a predicted model, not a curated record
UUCUCUCUAUCGUUUCGCCCUUUCUUUCUUUUAUUCUUCAGCCUCGUACGGUCGUCUAGUCAAGAUGCCGAAGAGUGAUGCCAACGCCGGAGAGGAGAAAGCCGCCGGUGAGAUCAUGCUGUUCGGCGUCCGAGUGAAGGUCGACCCCAUGAGGAAGAGCGUUAGCUUGAACGAUCUGUCUCAGUACGUGCAGCCGAAUGAAUCCCCUAACGUCAACGAUCCUUCCGCCGCCGCCGCCGCCGCCGGUUACGCGUCCGCCGACGAGGCCGUAAACCACCAGUCCUCCGGGAAUCGCGAACGCAAGAGAGGGGUUCCGUGGACCGAGGAAGAGCACAAGCUAUUCCUUUUAGGGCUGCAGAAAGUAGGCAAAGGAGAUUGGAGAGGAAUUUCGAGAAAUUUCGUGAAGACUCGUACUCCCACACAGGUCGCCAGCCACGCUCAGAAAUACUUCCUCCGUCGGAGCAACCUCAAUCGCCGUCGCCGUCGAUCUAGCCUCUUCGACAUUACAACUGAUACGGUCACUGCAAUUCCGAUGGAAGAAGAAAAAGGUCUUCCAGAUGGCAAAAUUCAGCCGCUUCUGUCUCCGGAAACUUCCAGUAUUAGUGGAUCUCAGGUCCUUCCCUACCCAGUGGCUGUUGGCCCCGUCCUAGUGCCGGUACAGAUUGAGAAUCCCAUGGAAAAACUAACCCUAAGGCAACUCGAUCGUGCCAAUAAUGAGCCGGCAAAUCUUAUCCGUCCAAUCCCAGUUCUUCCAAUUCCCAAUCCCAAGAUAAUGACAGACCUUAACCUAAAUCAGAGAUUAAUGGCAGAGCCAGAGCCGUUAUCUCUGCAGCUAUCACUGUCGGCCGAUCUGAACCAGUUGCCAAGGCAUUCCGCGUUUCAGGUGCUGUCAAGCGUCAGCAAUGGGGAUAGCAUUAUCAGCGUUGCAUGAUGAUUGCGGAAGAAGAUAAGAUUCAUCAAAAUUUUUAGAGAAAAGGAUUAGGUAAUUAGUUUUGUUUGACUAGAAUUUGAUCCUUCGUGCUGUACAGGACUAAAAACAACGUUGAUGCCGUGUUGUACUCUCUCUGUCGUUUUAUUAAUGCCCCCUUCAUCUUAGAUUCCCUA